Messenger RNA from Closterium sp. NIES-65, 2211 nucleotides. Lineage: Eukaryota; Viridiplantae; Streptophyta; Zygnematophyceae; Desmidiales; Closteriaceae. The record is from the annotation of a GenBank genome assembly.
AUGUCGAAAGACCCCGCAGCGCACGCGUUGGCGUUCCGCGUGAUGCGCCUAUGUCGCCCCGCGCUACAGGCGGAUCUUCCGCUGCGCUGCUCCGCGCACGACCUCUGGCUGGGGGAAGACGACCCUCCGCUCGCCUCUUCCGCGCCCCCGCCCCCCGACGACGCCGUCAGCACCGCCGCCACAGGGCUUGGCGGAGCUGGUCUCAGCGGCGCUGGGGGGGCGCGCGCGAGUGCGGGGGACGGGGGGUCGGGGCGGGGGUUGGGUGUAGUAGGCGCGGCGACGGCGGCGGCGGACAGUGAUAAGUACUUCGCGAGCCGCGUGGAGCUGAGAUCGCCGCUAGACGCGCUAGGGUUGUCAGGCAUGCUGGUGCUGCCACAGUCGUUCGGGUCUAUCCAUCUGGGGGAGACGUUCUGCAGUUACAUCAGCGUUGGUAACCACAGCGACCGCCACGUCAGCAACGUUGUCAUUAAGGCGGAGCUACAGACAGAGCGGCACAGAGUGGUGCUUGCAGACAACUCGAGCAGCCCUCUGGAGCGCAUUCAGGCGGGCGGCAGGCAUGACUUCAUCAUCGAGCAUGACAUCAAGGAGCUGGGGUCGCACACGCUGGUGUGUUCAGCGCACUACAUCGACUUUGGCGAGCACAAGGUGCUGCCGCAGUACUUCAAGUUCAUGGCUGCCAACCCCCUCUCCGUCAAAACCAAGGUGCGCACCAUCCGCGAGAGCACGUUUCUGGAGGCGUGCAUAGAGAACGGCAGCAAGGCAGCGCUGUUCCUCGACCAAGUGCGCUUCGAGCCCACUCCCGCCUGGCAGGUGGCCCAGUUAGAGCCGGAGUUCACAGGCAAGGAGGAGGAAGAGGAGGAGGAUGGAGAGGAGGGCGCCAGGGAGGAGUGGGGAGGCGCAGCAGUGGCAGAUGAGGAGGACGACACAGUCACAGGGGUGGCAUGGAGUGAAGUCAGGUGGUGCCUGCCUUUCCGCUUUGUUGUCGCUCUAAGGGAGCUUUCUUUCACCUUAUACCAGAAGAAAGAGAGAAAGAAAGUUCCUUCAUCACCUCGUUUCCUCCCUCCUUCCGCACCUCGUUUCCUCCCUCGUUUCCUCCUUCCCUCCCUCCCUCCCUCCCUCCCUCCCUCCCUCCCUCCCUCCCUCCCUCCCUCCCUCCCUCCCUCCCUCCUUCCCUCCCUCCCUCCCUCCCUCCCUCCCUCCCUCCCUCCCUCCCUUCUUCCUCCCUCCCUCCCUCCCUCCCUCCCUCCCUCCCUCCCUCCCUCCCCUCCCUCCCUCCCUCCCUCCCUCCCUCCCUCCCUCCCUCCCUCCCUCCCUCCCUCCCUCCCUCCCUCCCUCCCUCCCUCCCUCCCGUCCUCCCUCCCUCCCUCCCUCCCUCCCUCCCUCCCGUCCUCCCUCCCUCCCUCCCUCCCUCCCUCCCUCCCGUCCUCCCUCCCUCCCUCCCUCCCUCCCUCCCUCCCUCCCUCCCUCCCUCCCUCCCUCCCUCCCUCCCUCCCUCCCUCCCUCCCUCCCUCCCUCCCUCCCUCCCUCCCUCCCCGUCCCCAUCUACCCAACCGCAGGGCGCUAUUCAAGCCGGUGGACCUGAUUCGAGCCAACGGCGGGACACGGCACUUCCUCUACCACCUGCACAGAACGCCCCCACCCCCUGCUGCCGCCGAGGGAGGGGGGGCGGGGGAGGGAGGCGGGGGCGUGGCGAAGGUGGAGGGGGGGAACACGCUGGGGCGGCUGGAGAUACUCUGGCGCUCCACACUGGGGGAGCCGGGGCGACUGCAGACCCAGCAGAUACUGGGGAAUGUGAGUGGGGAGCAGGCCCAUAGUGCAGUGCGCAAGGAGGUGGAGUUGAAGCUCCCCAUAGCGCGCAAGGAGGUGGAGUUGAAGCUCGUCAGCCUGCCCAGCAGAAUCGUGCUCGAGCGACCCUUCCUCGUGCACUGUCGAGUGCACAACAACAGCGACCGCCCGCUAGGCCCGCUGCGCAUAGUCAUUGCGCGGGACGAGCCCGUCACUACCACCACCCCCAGAGCCAUUGUUGUCAGCGGCCCCUGGACCAUGACCAUCAUCAGCAUCGCUCCAAACUCGUCAGCGGAUUUCAACCUGUCCAUGGUUGCACUAGCAAGUGGCGUGCACAAGAUAUCAGGGGUGGGGGUUGUGGAUGCACGGGACUCCAAGCCAUACGAUGCACUCACUCCCACCGAGGUUUACGUGGAGCUGCAAUAA